AUGAGGGAGUGUUCCGUCAUCCCUUUCAUCCCGUUCCAUCCUGUUCAAUUUAUAAUAUUAGAAACGCAAUCACAUACAUCGCGAAAGGAGACGAAUGCUAAGUCUGAAUUUUUUGAUACUCCAGGCAACUUUGAUUGUUGCUGGAGACAGGAAGAUACUGGAAGCCAUCUUCAAAACUAUGCGGGAAAGUCAGCCCAUGUCGAGCGAACAGCAACAGCAAACAAGCAUACCAUUUCCGCCUUGAUGGAAAGUAUGCCCGCAGGGAGCCUUAUCCAGCUCAACCCCAACAUGCUGGAGAGUCUGGUCCGUGCGGGCAGGCGCAAAAAAAAAGGGCAGUACAGUAACCCACCAACCUCUAAUACCGGGGAAUACCAUGGGCGUAAGUUUGGUAUUCUUACCGGUUUCGCAAUUACGGCGUACGAGACCGUUUGUCGAUAUUGUCAGCUUACCGAACCAGGAAGCGUAACAGCUCGAGAGAGCUCGGCUAUUGCACUUACCCAUGGCGCGUGUCCUGGCUGCUCACACAUUCGUAUGCCCGAAUGGAACGACCAAGAGUGUUACAACGCCGUGCAUUUGCCCCGGUUCAAACCCCGUAUUGAUUACCAAAGCGGCUCUUAG
Messenger RNA from Paracoccidioides brasiliensis Pb18, 618 nucleotides. RefSeq lists its product as uncharacterized. The record is from RefSeq and is a predicted model, not a curated record. The transcript is spliced from 2 exons. Bases 1 to 618 code for a protein of 205 amino acids.